AGUUUUGUAGUUCCUGUGUUGUUGACCUGUCACCGUUGUAGUACAAGCUGUCAAGCUGUCACUGCUGCCAAUUUGUUUGUCCUUCUGAAGGCUGCGGCUUUUGCAGUUUAGCCGCGCGGCCAGCGACUACUUACAGGACCGUUUGUUCUCGCCGUUUUUGUUGCUGUUGGCUAAUGUGUGAGCUAACGGCUAAAGUCAAGUAACACUUCACUAACUUGACAGCUAACUAGCCAGCUAGCAUUAGACGGUAGUUAGCAGCGUUAGCUACCUUUGCAGCAGGCGGUUCGCCAGGCUGUGGCACCAGGAGGAGAGGAAACCGCCCACACCUGCAAACCAAAACAGCCAUUCCGGACAAAAGCGUAAACGAUGGAGGCCCAAAGCUCGAGCGGGAUGCUGUUAAACAGGAAGAGAAGAAGAGAUGGCGAGAACAAUGGCGAGACGGAUGAGAGCGAGCGACUUUUGAAGAUACCCAGAUGUACUGUGGGACUGAAGCACCCUGCACCUUUUGCAGAUGAACUGGAGCCAGCUGAUGGUAAACCCUAUGAGAGAGUGAGCAUGGAGGAGGCCAAGAGAGGAACACCAGCUAACAGACCAGUGCGGGUGUAUGCAGAUGGAAUCUUUGACGUUUUCCACUCAGGUCACGCCAGAGCUCUCAUGCAAGCUAAAUGUCUCUUCCCAAAUACACAUCUCAUUGUUGGAGUGUGCAGCGAUGACCUGACCCACAAAUACAAGGGUUUCACAGUGAUGAAUGAGGAUGAGCGCUAUGAUGCCGUCACACAUUGCCGCUAUGUGGACGAAAUCGUGCGAAACGCUCCCUGGACGUUAACGCCGGAGUUCCUAGCAAAGCAUCGCAUUGACUUUGUUGCCCAUGACGACAUCCCAUAUUCCUCAGCGGGCAGUGAUGACGUGUACAAGCACAUUAAAGAUGCUGGUAUGUUUGCUCCCACUCAGCGGACGGAGGGCAUCUCCACCUCUGACAUCAUAACACGCAUCGUACGUGACUAUGAUGUGUAUGUCAGACGCAACCUACAGAGAGGAUACACAGCCAAGGAACUCAACGUCAGCUUCAUCAAUGAGAAGAAAUAUCACCUGCAGGAGAGAGUGGACAAGGUAAAGAGGAAGGUGCGCGACGUGGAGGAGAAGAGUAAGGAGUUUGUGCAGAAGGUGGAGGAGAAGAGCAUUGACCUCAUUCAGAAGUGGGAGGAGAAAUCCAGGGAGUUCAUUGGUAACUUCCUGCAGAUGUUUGGCCCCGAGGGAGCUCUGAAACACAUGCUGAAGGAAGGCAAAGGCCGCAUGCUGCAGGCCAUCAGCCCUAGGCACAGCCCCGACAGCAGCCCCACCCGCGAGGAGCGCUCCCCGUCUCCCACCUUCCGUCUCCCCUUCUUCACUAAGACCUCCCCUCCUCCGUCCCCUCUGCCCCAGCACAGUGGGGCCCGGGGAUACCUCAUCAGUGAGGACGAUGACGACGAAGAUGAUGACGAAAACUAGAGCACGUUUGAAUAGUUAGUGUUGUCAGUCCACAGUCAGGGCGACCAGUUAGCUGAGCUGUCGAGUAGUGUGGUUUCCAUGGAGCGCCUGCUUUUUCUUCAUCUCUUUUUUCCUCCCCACUUUGAUGUUUAGCACCAUGUCACAUUAACUAUAACGACUUCCAGUUUCUCCAUUGCUCUUGUUUUUAACAGCCAAUCAUGUCACAACAGUUACCACUAGUCACUCAUCUUUAUCACGUACGUAUAAUGUUUGAUUCUGUUCGUCUUUUGACACUUAGAAAUAUCUGCAGGUGUUGCACUCUCGGCACUCUUCCAUCUGAAGCGGUGGUGCAGAAGUUUUUGUUUUUCUCAUGACUUAGUGGGAUAGCUCGCAGGAUGAUGGUCACUUAUUGGAGCAGCACGUGUUGCCUUGGUGUUUGUGCAAGGUGACCUCAUGUACACUGUUGAAUGAAUUUUUUUUGGGGGGGGGACUCCAAAUGUUCACAUAACAGCAGCUUUUCCCUCAAGUUUCGCCUGUCUUGGGGCCCACGCGUGUCCGUGUGCAUGUGAUAUUUUUGCGUACAAGCUCUGCAGUGCUGCGGCAUGUUUGAAAUGUCUUCUGUCAACUUUCUCCAUCAGUCAACAGUUCCAAGUUGGGCUUGACUUCACUGUGUAACGGUAAUAAAUCUGCUUGUGUUACGUUUAUAUUUUUGUCGGUGGACAAGAGUCUUGCAUUGAGAGUCGAUUAAGACUGGAUGACUUAAAUGCAGCGUUAAUUAGAUUUUUAAAAGAAUUGUAGGGAUGACUUGGUUAAAUGUUGAUGUAGAAACACUUAUUUUUGUAGAUUUCAUCGUCCAUCUCUUUAUCCUCUGUACAGAUCUCUUAAUCAUCCCUUAUUGUCAGGCUGAGCAGAGGAUCAACAUGGGAAUGGCUUGAUUUUUUCAAUAAAAAAUGCACAUCUGGGCCUUGGAAGUAAAACUUUUAAUCUGAUACACUGUUUCAAGACAAAAUAAGGAAUCACGUUGUAAGAAGUCUAAUUGGAGUCAUAAUGAUUAGGCCUCUUCAUCAGUAGCACAUAUACAGGCUAAUAUACAUUUGUACAGAUGUACUUUGGUUGCCUGGGCUGCACUGUUAUAUAUGUGUGGGUGAAGGGUUCAGGUUUAUGUAUCAGUGGAAAUCCAGAUCAAUGUUUUUUGUAGCUACCUCCUCAUUCUCUUUCCUAAGAUGAGCACAAAGUAUGAGCAUUAUUUUUCCAUUCUGAACAGAGCCAUUGUUCCAGUACUGUCAGAGUACUCUAAAGUAUGUGUGAUUGGUCAAAUAUUGAAUGAGAUUUCCAGGCCUUGGUGUGUGUGUGUGUGUGUGUGUGUAUGUGCGCGUGCCCUGCAUCUCCAGUGAUAAGCAUGUGUCGUGUCUCUAUAACAGGAUGAUGGCGAUCUGAUGAUGUAAUGCAAUACUGUUUGAAGACACACAUCCAUCAUGUCCAGGCUUGGUUUCUCAAAAGCACUGUUUGGGGUAAAUUUGUUUUUGCUGCAGCAACAAAGACUUAAGUGAAAGGAGUUUCAACAUUUAAAGUACAAAGCUGGAGUAAUUUGCUUAGGAAAUCCAGCCUAGAUUUUAAUGCAAAGCUACUUUUGGGAAGCCUUGCCUUGAUUCUUGUGGAAUCUGUCAUUUAAAUCCAUGUGAACGUCUGAGCGUGUCCAUGUCAAGAGCUCCAGCUGGCAAAGGCUUGAGUGGCAAUGAAACCAGUGACUGCCACUACCACAAAGAUAAACAAUGUAAAUGUUUUAACUGCAAGUGUUUUAAUCCUGUAUUAUUUUACUCUUUGGGGUUAUGUUUUGUUUUAUGUCCUGAAUGUUGAGGAAGAGCAAGACAGGAAAUAAGUAUUAAAAUAUGUUGGCCAAAGCA
Solea senegalensis (Senegalese sole) is the source of this 3371-nucleotide messenger RNA. RefSeq names its product phosphate cytidylyltransferase 1A, choline a (gene pcyt1aa). The record is from RefSeq and is a predicted model, not a curated record. NCBI's taxonomy places the organism in Eukaryota, Metazoa, Chordata, Actinopteri, Pleuronectiformes, Soleidae. Bases 367 to 1488 code for a protein of 373 amino acids. Gene Ontology annotation, molecular function: choline-phosphate cytidylyltransferase activity; phosphatidylcholine binding. Gene Ontology annotation, cellular component: endoplasmic reticulum. The transcript is spliced from 9 exons. Gene Ontology annotation, biological process: CDP-choline pathway.